AUGCGGAUGCACUCGAGAGACAGAGGAGAAUGGACGCAGAUCCGCCAUGCAGCUCUCUCGAGCACGCAGUGCAAGUCUGGCGCAACCCCAGCGACCGUCGCUAACUUUCGGUCACUCGCACCAUUCACACCCCAUCCUCACCCGCAUCCUCACUCCCACUCGACUGGAUCACCCCAUAUGGAGCACGAGCAUCUAAUGUCCAUGCUAUCUCCACACGAAGAGGAAGAGGUCCUCCGUGCACAAGGUCUACCGAUACCGACGGCCGCUCACCUUUGCUACGUCCGAAAAACAAACGCUCGGAAUCGCAACGCGCGAAACACGGACGAACUCAGAAAGAAACUCGCUGGGUUCGCCAACGGACACGGCAAUGGUAACGGCAACGGCGCCGUCUCGGAAGGAGCACCGGACGAGCUGAUCCCUGGCCUAGGCGAGCACAGUUCGACCUUUGUCCGCAAGAGACAGCGCAAACUCAGCCAGAGCAACACCGCCCACCCGUCGCCAGAACAAACUCGCGCUGUUCGAGGGUGCCCGCCUCCGACCGAUACCGCCAACAACCUCACCUCGCAAGAAGCGGGCGUGGCGGCCCCUCCGUCGAACACGGGACACGACAGGCCCUACCGCUUUUCGUUUUACUCGAACCGCCUGUCCGCCACGAUUCACGCCAGAUCGCUCAGCGAGCUCCCGGCGGACGGGCAGACGUUCGAGGAGCUGGAGCGCCGGCAAGUCGACGCCUAUGCCUAUUGGGGUGCUCUUACCCCCGAAGACCCGGCCAAGGUCAAGGUCAGCCCGAUGAUGGCAGCAAAGCCAACAUCGGACGAGGAGGAGGUGAACACCUGGUGGUUGGACGUCCUAUCGCCCACCAACGAGGAGAUGGCCAUGUUAAGCAAGUGUUUAAUAUCCAUCCGCUUACGACGGAAGAUAUUCAAAUGGAGGAAACGCGAGAAAAGAUUGAAUUGUUCAGGAAUUAUUAUCUUGUGUGUUUCCGUGGGUUCGACCAGGACCCGUAUAGCCCUACGCACCUUGAGCCCCUCAACAUGUAUAUUAUCGUCUUCAGAGGGUAUUCUAUCCUUCCACUUUCGUGGUACACCCCACCCUCAAAACGUCCGCCGCCGAAUCAAGCAACUCAAAGACUACAUCUCCGUGACAUCCGACUGGAUCUCCUAUGCCCUCAUCGACGACAUUACCGAUGCCUUUGGCCCACUCAUCCAAGGGAUCGAAUACGAAGUCGACUCGAUCGACGAGCUUGUGCUGAUUUUGAAGGAUACGGACCAGAGCGACAUGUUGAGGAGGAAACAGAUCGGAACGUGUCGCAAAAAGGUCAUGGGCUUGCUCCGUCUGAUGGGCAACAAGGCAGACGUCGUCAAAGGCUUGGCGAAACGGUGCAAUGAGAACUGGAGCGUGGCGCCCAAGUCCGACAUCGUAGGGCUAUAUCUUUCUGAUAUUCAGGACCACUUGAUCACAAUGACCCAGAAUCUGAACCACUACGAAAAGAUCCUCAGCCGCUCUCACAGCAACUACCUCGCGCAGAUUUCCAUCGAGAUGACGGACGCGAACAACCAGAUCAACGACGUGCUCUCGAAGCUCACUGCAUUGGGAACCGUCCUGAUCCCUAUGAACUUGGUUACCGGUCUCUGGGGGAUGAACGUCCAUGUGCCCGGUGAAGAUUUGAAAGAUCCGGGAGAUUACAGGUGGUUCAUUAGUAUUAUCGGUGGACUCGUCGGAUUCGGUAUCAUCGGAUCCUGGUUGACGUACAAGCUCAUGAGAAACUCAUAG
Messenger RNA from Rhizoctonia solani, 1773 nucleotides. RefSeq names its product CorA-like magnesium transporter protein. The transcript has 12 exons. Gene Ontology annotation, biological process: intracellular magnesium ion homeostasis; magnesium ion transmembrane transport. Bases 1 to 1773 code for a protein of 590 amino acids. Gene Ontology annotation, cellular component: plasma membrane. Gene Ontology annotation, molecular function: magnesium ion transmembrane transporter activity. Lineage: Eukaryota; Fungi; Basidiomycota; Agaricomycetes; Cantharellales; Ceratobasidiaceae. The record is from RefSeq and is a predicted model, not a curated record.